AUGAAGCUGAUAGUGAUGUUCACUGCGUGUAUGCUAUGGUUGAAGUGUCAUCUCUGUGCUCCUACAUGGAAGAAGAUGGAUCCACAAAUAAAUCUCAAAAGCUUAUCUGAAAUCGGAGAGAAAUAUGUAGAUGAAGAGAUGAAGAAAGCACUGAUUGGAAUUAAGCAGAUGAAAACCAUGAUGGAAAGAAAUGAGGAGAAACACAAAGAGCUAAUGAAAACCCUGAAGAAAAGCGGCAAAGAAAAGAAGGAAACACAGCGACUUGUGGAUGAAAUUAAGGAAAGGCUGGAAGAGGAGGAGAGGCGAUGCCAGAUGUCCUUGAUGGCUUCAUGGGAUGAAUGCAAGUCAUGUUUGGAAAGCAUCUGCAUGAGAUUUUAUACCACUUGCCAGCCAAGUUGGUCCUCUGUGAUAGAUAAGGUUGAAAAGUUUUUCAAAAAAAUACCUCCAAUCAUUUUUCCUCUCCGUGAAGUUCAAGGGAGAGAUGCCCCCUCCAGUGGAAACCUUGAAGAGGAGGAAGAGGAGGAGGAGGAUGUCCAGUUCACAAAGAUGGAGGAUCAAUUUGGCCAGCUAAGCCUGGAUAUCAGCUCCCUGUUUGAGAGGAGUACUGAUUUUUUCAGACAGAUCCAGCAAGAAUUUGAUUUGACUUUUCAGUCUUAUUUCCUGUCUGACACAGAGGUAACUAAGCCUGCGACCUCAGAGGCCCCAAAGAGAAAUGUUGGUUUUUUGAAGAACUGGGAGAUCCCCAACCUCUUUCAGCUAAUUUUUGAUUUUAGCCGAUCCAUUUUUGAAGGUGUGAGCGAAGUGAUGACUGAAACCCUGAACAGACUCCAGGAGACAAUCAAGGAUUUGUCAGAACAAGCUAAAGUCAAGAGAAAGAUGUUGAUGGUAUUGACUCCUGUACGAUCAGAAAGUGACCCUGAAAAUUUGGACCAAAGGGGAGUGCUUACUGAGCUCUCACCGGGACAUAACAGAGCACUGUGUGGACAACUGCAACGGAAUUCUUCUAAAUGUCUCCAAUUUAAUGAGAGAUGCCAAAAAUGUCAGAAUAACCUAUUGAAAGAGUGCCCUGGGGUUCCCGAGCUGCACGUGAACUUUGACGAUGCCUUCAGACUAGCCAAUGUGUCCAAACAUCAGUUUGCCGAGAUCUUCCAAGUGGUAGAGCAUCAUAUGGAAGACACCGUCUAUUUGAUGGGGAAGUUGAGAGAGAGAUUCGGAUGGGUGUCUGAACUGUCCAACCGGACUGUAAGAUCUGAGAACAUCUUCAAUGUGGCCCCACGAAACCAAGUAGAAAACUCAGCCGAUCCAAAUGACACGGAGGUGGAGGUAAAUAUCCUGACUUCACCCACUUUAACCAUCAGGGUUCCUGAUGAGUUAAGCCCGGAAGACUCAGCCUUCAUUGAAUAUGUAGCUGAAGAAGCACUGCGGCAUUACAAACAGAAUUUUUAA
Messenger RNA from Tachyglossus aculeatus (Australian echidna), 1446 nucleotides. It is a transcript of the gene CLUL1, whose product is annotated as clusterin like 1. Bases 1 to 1446 code for a protein of 481 amino acids. The record is from RefSeq and is a predicted model, not a curated record. NCBI's taxonomy places the organism in Eukaryota, Metazoa, Chordata, Mammalia, Monotremata, Tachyglossidae. The transcript has 8 exons.